UCAUCCACUUACUUUGGGCCUGCGCGAUGCAGGCCGAGAGAAAAGGAGGGGCAAGAUGGCGGCGGCUGCGGCCGGUGUGGGCAGGCUAGAGGAGGAGGCCCUGCGUCGAAAGGAACGACUAAAGGCCCUGCGGGAGAAAACAGGGCGCAAGGACAAGGAUGACGGGGAGCCCGGGACCAAGCAGCUCAGAGAGGAGCAGCAGGAGGGUGAGAAACACAGGGAGCUCAGGCUGCGGAACUAUGUCCCGGAGGAUGAAGACCUGAAGAGGAGGCGGGUGCCCCAGGCCAAACCAGUGGCAGUGGAAGAGAAGGUGAAGGAGCAGCUGGAGGCCGCCAAGCCUGAGCCGGUGAUCGAGGAAGUGGACCUGGCCAACCUCGCGCCUCGGAAGCCUGACUGGGACCUCAAGAGAGAUGUGGCCAAAAAGCUGGAGAAGCUGGAGAAGCGGACACAGAGGGCCAUCGCAGAGCUGAUCC
Messenger RNA from Tupaia belangeri chinensis (Chinese tree shrew), 473 nucleotides. It is a transcript of the gene CCDC12, whose product is annotated as coiled-coil domain containing 12. NCBI's taxonomy places the organism in Eukaryota, Metazoa, Chordata, Mammalia, Scandentia, Tupaiidae. The record is from RefSeq and is a predicted model, not a curated record. Gene Ontology annotation, cellular component: post-mRNA release spliceosomal complex; U2-type spliceosomal complex.